AUGGAUGUGACUGAGUCUUGCAUUACUGAUGAGAUCCAACUGGCCCGCAAAGCCAGCCGAUCCCCCGAAGGCUGGGCCAAAUGUCUUCUCGGCGCGUGCUACUCUCUGUACUUCCUGUCGCUGCCGUGCCGCAUCAUGCUGAACCGGGGAAAGGAGCAUGCGACGCUCAGGGAAGCCUUCGAGCUCCUCGAACGAGCCACCAAGUUGAGGGUACCUUGCGAUGAGGUUUGCUACCGCGUCAUGAUGCAGCUAUGCGGUGUCCACUCGCUGCCGGUGCUGGCGGUGAGGCUUCUGUUCCUCAUGAAACGAGCGGGUUUGCAGCCUAACGCUCUCACUUAUGGCUAUUACAACCGAUGUGUGCUGGAAGCUAAUUGGUGUCAGGACAUGCCCAGCGGCUCACAAUUGUUGUGGAACAAACUUCGGAUAGCUGUGAUGGGAGCAGCUCUGUUCCGGAAAGCGGGCGCGGUCAGGGCGAGCCGCGCGGCGGGCGCUAACUUGCAGGCCACGUCAUAUGGUAGUAAGUUACCCUUCAGCGAGGUUGGUGUUGUCGCAGGCAGCGGCGCCCUGCGGGCGGCGGGCGAGGCGGAGGCGGGGGCGGGGGCGGGGGCGGACGGCAGCCUGGAGCCGGGCGAGGACGCCGCGGCCAAGUGCAGCGCCUUCGAGGCGCUGUGCCGCCAGGACAACAUCAUCCGCACCAGCGCCAGCCGGCCGCACGCGCACGCCAUGUCCGCGGCCGCGGGCAUCCUCAUCUCGGGCCUGCCGUCCAACCCGGACCUCAGCGAGGCCACGCGGCCGCGGAGCAGCUCGCUGGAGGGCGAGGGCCGCGGCGCGCCCUUGGCCGUCGCGGAGAAGAGACAGGCGAUGGCGGUGGGCGAGGGCCCGCUGGGCGGCGAGCGGCGCCUGCUGUCGCGCUCCGAGAGCUUCGCCGGCGACGCGCAGAUCCUGCACAGCCUGCACGGCCAGCACGGCCUGCACCGGCUCUCCUGCUCCGCCGGCACUCCAACCUCGAAGUCGAGGUGUUCAAGGACGCUCAGUUUUCCCGAGGAGUAUGAGAAAGAGACAUCUGGUGGAACUUUAUCGGAAGACGUCAAAUCUUCCCCACUCAAGUUGUCUCCUCGUACACCGGUCCUUUCGGACGACCCUCUGGGCGCCCUCAGCGAGCCUCCUCCUUCGGAGCCACCCCCUCCCCCUCCGCCCCCGGAAGACGAACCGAUCCUCCCCAAGCACGAGCUGAGCGUCAGUCCCAAGCUGUUCCACCGAAGAUCCAACUCCUUCCAAGACGACCCCGCCGAGGACCACCAAGGGAAACUGCAUAGGAGUGAGACGGCGCCGGGAGGGACGGUCGCUUCCAGUUUGGCUAGCUUGGGAGGACUCUUCGGACGCUAUUCGCCCGCCCGACUGUCAUUGCGCAAGGAAAACAUGAAACUGGGCAAAGCCAUGAUCGAGAGCUACUUCAGUCCGCGAAGUAUAGCAGGCAAGAAGUCGAACGAACUGCUCCAGAGCGGUUUGAACAGCCUCAAGUCGUUCUCAACGGGCGUGGUGAAGAAGCUGGACGAGAUGAAGGAAGUGAUAUCGGCGAAUUCGACGCCAGUGAAGGGGGCGGUCGCGAACGCCACCAGCGCGCUGAGCAGCUUGAUCGCGGAGGAAGACUCCACGGACGGGUCCUCGGAAAUGAAUCCCGACGAGGGCGCGGGCGCGGGCGGCUUCCGGCGCGCGUCCAGCGACGCCGAGCUGGCGUGCUCGCUGGAGCGCGGCUCGCUGGCCACGCUGGCGGCGCACCUGCCCGACCACCUGUACCCGCCGCUAGCGGAGCCCAGCAAGGACGUGAAGGUGUCGGUGGAGGUGCAGCUGUCGUCGUGCUCGCAGUGCCACCAGUGCCUGGCGCUGCUGUACGACGAGGACAUCAUGGCGGACUGGGCCGCCGACGACUCCAACCUCAACACGCGCUGCAAGGCCUGCGGCCGGCUCACUGUACCGCUGCUCUCAGUGCUGGUAAAGCGAGAAGAUAAAAAUCCUGAAACGAUAAGCGUGCCUUAUUUAAAUCCUUUAGUGCUAAGAAAAGAAUUCGAAUCUAUUUUAGGCAGAGAAGGCGAUGCGUGUCUAGCCGAGCCACAGUUCGUCGAGUCCCAUCCAAUAGUAUAUUGGAACUUAAUAUGGUUCUUGGAUCGCGCUAAUAUUGACAGCCACUUACCGGAGUUGUUGUGUCCCGAUUACCAAUCUAAGUACGGUAGUACUGACGCUCUGGUGGAGACGGAGAAGUCGGCGUGUCGCGUGCUGUGCGCCUGGGACCUGCCGCGGCUGCACGCCGACGCGGGCGUGGCGCUGUACGCGGCGUGGCGCCGGCGCCGGCGCGCCACGCGGCGCUCGCGCGCGCUGCAGGCGCUGCUGCUCACCGAGCACCUGCAGGCGGCGCACUCGGCGACGCUGGCCGUGCUGGAGGGGCUGCUGGCCAACGACCUCUCGGACGCGCUGCGCCGGCUGGCCGCCUGGCGCGAGAGCACCGCGGGCCACAACAAGUACCACUCCCUGUACCGGGACGUGCUGUUCCUGGCCAUGGCCGCCCUCGGCGAGAACGCCGUGGACCUCAUCGCCCUGCAGCGCGAGUACUCGCGCGCGCUGGACCAGCUGGGCGAGGCCCGGCCGCAGGACCUGCCGCCGUCGCCCACGGCCGUGUGCUGCCGGCACUACUUCAAGCGGCUGCGCCUCACGGCCGACGAAUGACCUCCGGCCCUGUGGCCGCGGGGCGGGUAGGCCGCGCCUCGCCGGCCGCGCGGGCCCUUUCGACGAUCGGCUGAAAGAAGAGCUAAGGAAUUGACGCUCCGCUUAGACGGCGAUAUUGUACAAAGCAACGCGUCGAUCGAUUUGUGCAAGAAUGCAAUUAUAAACCUCUUAUUGUACUAACGAUCGGUUGACCCGUGUCAUACUUUCGACUGCUACGUGUACGUUUACUUUGUUAACUUACAUCCUAUCGUAGUUACACACAAUACCGUCCAUUUUUUGAGUUCAUAUUUAGGGUUUAUACUUCACGAUAAAACUCGCACUGCGACCAGAAGCCGUAAUCAAUGAAUCAUUCGCUGAACUCGAAAUAACACGUACUAAAUCAACCGUGUAGUUCUAAAGCCGAAUCAAACACUGGUCCACAAAUUCCCGUAGCCAGUGCCUGAAACGAACUUUCGAUUUGAAAGCAAAUCAGAGAGUCCGAUUAUGACUUUAAUGGCGAUUAUGGCUAUGUGGGAGAAAGUUUACUUGAGAAGUCGACGAUUCAAAUCCCUGUAGCAGCAUGUAUAAUUUUAAUUCCUAGGUUACGUACAUUUCUGAACGCUUAAUAGCAAACAUGUACCAAUAACGCAAGAGGGACUACUAAUCUUUUUACUGCAGAUCGUAGAUCUGAAAAAAGUCCAAAUUCCGUCUCACAUCUAGAUGGCACUGAUCAAUAACCUAGAAGUAGGUUAUAUUAUGGAAAUGGCCGUAAAUAUCAAUUAAUUCCUCUUUAAUAUGAAAUAUGUUUAAAUUCUGUUUUUUCCUUAUAAUAUUAUUCAAAUAUUCAUCAUGAGCUAAAAUCAUUUUUUGAACUUUAACAAACAUGCCUGUCAAUAAAUGGCAGUGUUUGUUACAAAAUAAUUUAUAAAUUAACGCUUUCUAAUAUGUGCAGAUGGUGCUAAUCCUAAACAAAUUAAAAUAAUAGACGACCCUAUCCAUAAAAAUCCAUGCAAUAAGCGCCAUCUAGUUGAUUUGUUUGUUAUCACUGGAAGUUAGAGUAACUUCGAUAAAUUGCAGUUCAUCAAUAAAAACUAGCUAUUUGGUACUCGUCGCGACAUCUAAUUUACCAAUAAGUACUAAAUACCCGAUUAAGCUGUCUUGCAUCGCAAUUAGCAGUCCUAUUGAGUUAUUGAUCAAUAAUAGCAAUAAUCUUCGCUAACCAUGACGUAAAUCGUCGUGAUGAAAUCUGUACAACGAAAGAGGUUCACAAUCAUUAUAUGUCUCCAACCCGCACUAGGCCAGGAUGGUGGACUAUGACCUACAUCCUCUCCAUAGAGGAAACGUGCCCUGCAAUAAAACGUAUAUAAUGGCUGACCAUGGUGUAUAUAAAGACAAUACAAAGAAUUCACACAAGUUUCUUUUAUAAUAGCGACUUGUAGAAACAAUACUACUGUACAUUAUGCAAUUUGUAAUAGUGGCCUAAAUAAAAUUUUGCCCCAAAACGUCUUGUUACUCGUACUUUGUUAAUCACAAAUUCAUGUUUCAUUUGUAUCACUGCAUAUCUAUUAGUUUAGUAGCGCGGGUGCUAAAUAUUUUCAAAUUGUUUAAACUAUCUAUAGGUUUUUGCUUUCCUAUUGCGGUUAUUGGAGGCUUUAAAGCUUUAUUUCUCCCUUUUAUGCAUUGUUUGGGGGACAAGAAUAGGUUGGGCUUGUCCCUGAGCCGCUCACAUUCGUGUGUUAAAUACUGCCGUUAAGAACACUUAAAUUUCUACAUUAUCUCCUUAGACUUCUUGACCUAGUCUGCCACCAUAACGACACCAUCCGUGACGCUCGCCUCAUAAUGUACCUGCAAUAAUAAAGUGUAAUUCGAAAUUGUGGCUUCGAGUCAGUCAAUAUGUUUUAAUUUAAUAAGGAAGCAAAUUACACUUGAAUACGUGUAAUUUGCUUAUUCGUACAGAAUUACGUACUCUACUACUAUAAAAUAUACGAAGAACCUGAAACUUAAUAUAAAGUCACGUUUUUCACAAUAUUUUUACACUUUUUAAUAGCGAAUAAUGUCAAUAAGGAUCUUAUUAUAGAAGCACUAUUAUUCCUUAUAAGAAUUUGUGAAGACGACUGUCUAGAACAGGCGGUGUAGUUUUUGUGUUAAUAAUAUAUUAAUUAUUAAUUUUCAUAAAAGGACUACUAAUUUUAACAUAAUUGUCCUGUGACGCUAGAGCAAGAAUGUAUUCCCACUUGAACAGAUUGUCUUUGUUCCAGCCUACCUACUUGAUUAACUCAUUGUCAAUAUCCCCUUAGUAAAUUAUUAUGAUCAUAUUAUAAAAUAUGUAAUGAAAUAAAGCAGAUUUAUUAGAUGCGAGCUUGCACGUGAGUGACGCAAAUGCAAGGCAUUAGGCACUGUAUUUUAAUUGAAAAUUUAAUACCUACAUACAUGUUUUUUAUCAAAACGGUUAAAAACGAACUGAUUAUGUGAGCUUGAUUGGAAAGUCAAAAACUGUAUAUAGAAAGUUUAAUGACAAAUCACGAGUGUACAUAGUAAUGUUGUAUAGGGUAGAUUAGACGCCGACAGGCAAGUUACGCAGACAUCGUGUGAUUGCAGCAACAGUUAAAUUCGUAAACGAAUUUUAGUAAUAGAAAUUUUGCAUUGAAUGUGUUCACAACGUCACAUUAUUUACUUGUUUUUCUGCAAUUUUUGCGGUUAUGUGCAACGGAAGGAUGUGUCAUUGUUAUCUAUUAAAUUUCAAGGCUGGCUUGUUGUGGAAUUAUAAAGACAUUCUUUAUGACGCAAUGAUCUAAAUGCAAAUAUGAAAGGUUCACUGAAGGAAGUUGUACAGGUAAGUAGCUUUAAAUUUGUUUAUUUGCUAUAAUACACGAUAUAACAGAAAAUGUAACAAAAUGCAGUGCCAAUACAAUCAUAUAAAUAUUAGUUAUAAAAUGUUAAUUAUCUACUACAAUAAGAAGAACCUGACAAGCUGCAGAAUAUAUCAAGAAUGUAUAUUCGUCUUGAGACCUUUGCUCUACCGACACUUUAGAGGCUUCUUGAAAAAAAUACUCUACUGCUAAUGGUGUUAAACAACAAAAUCAGUCUUAGUUAAAAUUUAGAGUUGAAAGUACAAAAAAUCUGUUUCUUAUUAGUGUACCGUUUCUUUUAUUUAAUGUAUGUUAUAAUAAUAAAACAACGAAAUCAGCCUUUUAAUUUAAAAGAUAUUAUUUACCGCACAGUAUAAAUCGGUAAAAAAAAUGAAAAUAAUGUGACUGCCAAAAUUUGAAAGUAUUUUGAUAAAUGUGUCAAUACAAAUGUAUGUACUAAUAUGAUUAAAUCAUAAUAUUGUGUAUUCAUUGUAGUAAGUAAUAAAUAUAUUAUGUAAUGAUUAUUCUUAGUAACAAUUGAAAUUGCAAUAAAUUUUAAUUAUAUAACAUGUUUUGUCUCGAAGAAAAGUUAAAUAAGUAGCCCGACGUGUUGAGCGCUAUGGACCAGGUAAAAAAUAAUGUUUUCAAAUCUGGCUUAAGCAGAAAAUUACAAUACUCAUUCGUUACUAACUUGUUCCUUUGGCAAAAGUGCAUUGCGAUUACUAUACAUAAUUAAUGCACAUUUUCGCAAGUGUACGUGUGAGGGAUUCUGAUCAUCUGAUACAAAAUAUAAACAAAACGCAUCGUUAUAAAAAUACUCUAGAAAAUCUGUAAAGUUUCAGCAAUGAUUGCGGGUUCUAGAUAAGUGUAAAAAAAGUGAUAUACGUAAUUUUUUUUAUUUAAAAAAAAUAUGAAAUUACCCCAAUCGCCUUUAUUCCAGUCGGCUGUACGAAGUUGUCGGGAUCUUUGUUUAUUAUUGUAUCCGAUAGAAUUAGAGGAAAUGCGUUGUAGAAAUAGUGACAAUACUUUUAUUUUCAUAGGUAGCUAUUUUUAGUUGCAUCAAGUGAUCACACGUAAGCCAUAUUUUUGUUCCAUGCAAUUGUACAAUGGUGAUAAUCACAGAUGGUAUUUUUGUAAUAACCUAUAGAUACCGCAUUAUUUAUUAGAAUAAGGAGUUGAGAUCAAAUAAAUAAUUUGGUUAUUUUUAUUGCUUAUUUCAAAAGACAUGGAUAUUUUAUAGGUAGGCUACCCGUGUUAUUGAGUUCAAUUUAAUUGUUAGUUAUUCUCAAAGACAG
Molecule: messenger RNA, 6844 nt
Organism: Hyposmocoma kahamanoa
Lineage: Eukaryota; Metazoa; Arthropoda; Insecta; Lepidoptera; Cosmopterigidae
Gene: Crag
Product: DENN domain-containing protein Crag-like
Exons: 19
Coding region: 1-2721 (906 amino acids)
Biological process (GO): regulation of Rab protein signal transduction
Cellular component (GO): cytoplasmic vesicle
Molecular function (GO): protein binding
Source: RefSeq, a predicted model, not a curated record